Messenger RNA from Ostreococcus tauri, 482 nucleotides. RefSeq names its product P-loop containing nucleoside triphosphate hydrolase. Gene Ontology annotation, molecular function: ATP hydrolysis activity; ATP binding. Lineage: Eukaryota; Viridiplantae; Chlorophyta; Mamiellophyceae; Mamiellales; Bathycoccaceae. The transcript has 2 exons. The record is from RefSeq and is a predicted model, not a curated record. The annotation marks the transcript as partial.
UCACGAGCGAAACCGCUAGAGGGGUCUUAGGCGCGCUCGGCAUCACGGGCUCCGCCGCGGUUGACCGAACGAUCGGGUCGCUCUCCGGCGGCGAGAAGGCGCGCGUGGCGCUCGCCGCGUUCGUCCUUCGACCAGUUAACGUUUUGUUACUCGACGAGGCGAGCAAUCACUUGGACGGCACCGCGAUCGAGGCUCUUUGUGAAGGAUUACGCGGUUGGGAAGGUGCGGUGUGCGCUAUUACGCACAACGCCUCAUUCGCCGUCGCGCUCAAUCCAACUGUCGUCGUCAGAGUCGAACAUGGCUCCGCGACGUCCGCCAUCCACGUCCCCGGCAAAAUCGAUAUUUACGGCAGCGACGUCGGCGCAAGCGCAACGGUUGAUAACAGCCUUCGACGCAUUCAGGAAAAGGUUAAGACACAACUUCGCCUUCAUGAGUCGCUGAGGCAGUUGCAGGGCAUGGCUCUCAUGAUCACCGGGGCGUGA